AUGCAGAUCACAUAUCUUGCGGCGGCGGCCAUUGCGGCCACGGGCGCUCUGGCAAAGCCUCGCUUCGUCAUGUAUUUCGACCAAUGGCACAAGGACAGCUUGCCUGACCACUCGGUGACGGCGGGCGUCACGCACGUCACGACGGCGUUUGCCGACUCCGUCAUCUUCAACUCGGGCACUUGGUACAGCCCCUUCAUGGCGCCGGACCAGGUCCGCAGCCUCUUCGACACCGGCACCAAGCUCUGUCUGGCCGUCGGCGGCUGGGGGCAGUCGGCCGGGUUCGAUGCUGCUGCAAAGACCGACGAGACGCGGCAGCUAUAUGCCAAGAACGUGGCUGAUACCAUCAAGAACCUGGGCUACGAUUGUGUUGAUAUUGACUGGGAGUAUCCCGGCGGCAAUGGCGAGGACUACAAGGUGGUCCCCAACUCGGAAAAGGCCUGGGAGAUUGAAGCCUACCCGCUGUUUCUCGAGGCGGUCAGGAAGGCUCUUCCCGAGAACAUUGAGCUGUCGAUUGCUGUGCCUGCCAGGGUUGAGGACAUGAUGGCCUUUACGGCCGAGAACGUGGCCAAGAUUAAUGGCAUCGUCAACUAUGUCAAUAUCAUGACCUACGACCUCAUGAACCGCCGCAUGAACGAAACCACGCAUCACACGAGCGUCAACGGCUCUCUCAACUCCGUCAACACGUACCUUGAGCGCGGCCUGUCGCCCGACAAGAUCAACCUCGGCUUUGCCUUUUACGCCAAGUGGUUCAGCACCGAGGCUGGCUACCAGUGCACGACUCCCACCGGCUGCCCAACCGCCCUGCUCGAGAACCCCGACGGCAGCGACCCGCUCGUGUCUGGGGCCAUCACUUUUGAGGCGUCAACCUACGCCGGCAAGCUCGAGCACGCCGUGGCCAAUGGCAUCGCGGACGAGGAAGAGGGAGGGCAGUGGUGGUGGGAUGCCGCCGAGGAGGUGUACUGGACCUGGGACACGGCCGACUUGGUUGCCCGCAAGUUCUCGGAGAUUGUGGUGCCCAAGAAGCUGGGCGGCGUCUUUGCGUGGUCUCUGGCGCAGGACAGCUACGACUGGAGCCGGUUCAAGGCUCUGCAGGCGGGAGUCAGGGGGAUGGAGCAGAAGCAGGACGACUGA
Molecule: messenger RNA, 1131 nt
Organism: Trichoderma reesei QM6a
Lineage: Eukaryota; Fungi; Ascomycota; Sordariomycetes; Hypocreales; Hypocreaceae
Gene: chit18-11
Product: glycoside hydrolase family 18
Exons: 4
Coding region: 1-1131 (376 amino acids)
Biological process (GO): chitin catabolic process; carbohydrate metabolic process
Cellular component (GO): extracellular region
Molecular function (GO): chitinase activity; chitin binding
Source: RefSeq, a predicted model, not a curated record